AUGCUCAAAAAUAUAAGCAGGGUCCGAUUCAAUGGAUUAAGAGCGUUCUCUACAUUCAGAUCGCUACUCAAUGAAUUAACCGGCAAUAACACUUUCGGGUCAAUUCUAGGCCAAGAAUCAGGUGCUGGAAACUCUAGAACUAUUCCACAAUCAUCAACAAUUACGGCUAAUACUAUAAAAACUAAGAAAAACACCAACAUGAAGACUCUCAAACACAUUCUGCAUUGCAAGUUUAGGAAAAACAACACCUUCCUUACGUUGACGAAAGUGGAAGUGGAUAUGAACUAUGAACAUAACAAUCCAAACGAAAGUUUCAAUGAGAAAGUAUUAUAUUAUUUGACUUUACCACAAAAGGUAAUCCUAUCGCAGUCUACAGGAUACGUUGGAUUUCGAAAGGCUCAAAGGGGUGAAUAUGAGGCCUCAUUCCAGUUAACUUCGCAUAUAUUUAAACUUAUAAGAGAAAGACACAUGUUGGAAGACGGCCAGAGUUUGGAGAUCGUGGUUAGAGAGUUCGGCAAGGGUAGAAAAGCAUUCUUCGACGCUUUGAAGGGCAAAGAAGGAAUGGGUAUCAGAGACAAUGUUACUAAGUUGAGUGAUUUGACGGCUAUUAAAUUUGGUGGUGUCAGAUCUCCUUCAAGAAGAAGAAUUUGA
Molecule: messenger RNA, 651 nt
Organism: Brettanomyces nanus
Lineage: Eukaryota; Fungi; Ascomycota; Pichiomycetes; Pichiales; Pichiaceae
Exons: 2
Coding region: 1-651 (216 amino acids)
Biological process (GO): translation; ribosomal small subunit assembly; maturation of SSU-rRNA from tricistronic rRNA transcript (SSU-rRNA, 5.8S rRNA, LSU-rRNA)
Cellular component (GO): mitochondrial small ribosomal subunit; ribosome
Molecular function (GO): mRNA 5'-UTR binding; small ribosomal subunit rRNA binding; structural constituent of ribosome
Source: RefSeq, a predicted model, not a curated record